UUACGUAAAGUCGUUACUCUCCCUAAGCAUGCAAACUCCUCCUGUCGUUUGUUAUGGUCAUUUCCGUAUCCUGCAGUCAUGUGUGAUAUUAAUCACAUACUAUGUGUGUCCAUGACUCCACAGCGGUUGGUGAGGAUGAACAUGCCCAUAGCUGAAGACAGUACGGUUCACUUUACCUCCACUUUAAUGGCUCUCAUCCGGACCGCCCUGGAGAUUAAACUGGCAUCAGGAGUUCUGGCUCAGCGGCUAUGUGAUGCUGAAUUAAGGAAGGAAAUAAAUAAAAUUUGGAGUAACUUGUCUUCGAAAACAGUAGACAUGCUGGUGACACCUCAUAAACAUAAUGAACUGACUGUAGGGAAGGUCUAUGCUGCUCUGAUGAUUUUCGACUACUAUAAGCAGAACCGAGCCAAAAGACUCCAACAGCAGCAGGCUGCACCAGGCACACAGAGUAAAGUUGGAGUUCUCUUCAGACCAAUGCUUCCUCUCACACACUUGCACGAUCAGGAGCCACUAGUGCUGAAAGUCCCGCCCUCUUCUCAAUCAGAUACCACACCACAGCCAGAUGCCCCACCCACAUCCUUUCACCUGACCAAUGGGGAUGCAGUACAAAGCCAGAGCAGUGCCAUGAAAAAGUCUCCAUCGGGAGGUAUACCUCAGGAAGUCACACAGGAAGUGAACAGAAGGCCUGUCCAACGGGGCCAAUCGGAAGAUGUGCCAAACACAUACAGAUCUCAGGAAUUAGUUGAGAUGACUGACAUGGAGAAUGACUCUGAUGUGGGCGGGUAUCCUGUGCUGGAGGGUCACGGCAGAGCUGCCUCCAUGCCCAGACUCAAUGCUGGCUUUCAGCGGAGCCACUUACGCCACACCACCGGAACGUAUCUAGCACCUAUCGCAGACGUGAGUCCCAUGAGGCGGUCUACGUCCUCGUUGACACCACAGAGAGAGGUGCGAGAGGUUAAUCUGAGCGAUUAUGACCUGGAGAGGCCCAAGAUGACCCCGGGCCAGACCCUCGCUCAGGAGAGAGAGAGGGAGCGAGCCCAUCAUCAUCAUCACCAUCAUCAUCACCGCUGCCAGCGGCGCAAAGACAAGAAGCACAAAUCGCUGGAUCGAGCCAUCAGCGAGGAGCAGCCACCGCCUGCAGAUCCAAACACUGAGUCACCGCCUAGGGAACGAUCACGGGAGCGAGACCGCGGCCGCUCCCACGAGAGGAAGCACCAUUCAUCCUCAGCGGCGGAAAGGAAGCAGCGAUACUACUCUUGUGAUCGCUACGGCAGCCAUGAACAAGGCCACAGUGUGUCCGCCGGGCCCAGCAGAUCCACAUCGCCAGGAGAACCCUAUGACCCAAACAGGUUUAAGCAGGGAAUUAACACAGCUAAAGGAAGUUCAGUCAUUCAUACCUCAGGCACCAGCACACCCUGCCGCGGGCGUAGACAGCUCCCUCAGACGCCCCUUACGCCUCGGCCUGCUGUUGCCUACAAGACUGCCAACUCCUCUCCGGUCCAGCUCAACACUGCCCAGUCUACAGGGCCCUGCCCCACUCGCCUUAGUCGUGGCCUGUCAGAGCACGAUGCCCUACUCAGCGGUAGCACCCACCGCCAAUCUCCCGUGCCUGUCACUCGUAUCGGCUCUGACCCCAACUUGGGUCCCCUCCAGCAAGACUCAAACUUGUCUGAAGCGGACGACUUCCACGAUGCCUUGAGCACGUACGGCACGGGCCGCUCCCCCAGGACUGCAGCCUCCAUCGCCCACACAUCAUCAGGUGUGGCCCCCACUUCCACACUGCUCUCGCGCAGCCAGAGCGGAGUCCCCAACGGGUAUCACUACUCCCUCGGAGUGAACGCGGCACCUGGUUCAAGCGGCAGAGCAUCUGGAAGCUAUCAGGAAACUGAGAGAAAUGACUGGUGUUAGCAUGAUUCAAUCUAGCAUGAGUUUUAUCGUCUUUGCCCCGGGGGAGGAGGAAGCCGUGUUUUGGAGGGAAACAAGAGUUACGUCCGCAGUUUACACUAUUUACAACUGUUUACCAUCAGCUUGAGCGUAUAUGGUUUUAUAAAGGUGUUCUUCUCCUGUUUAGAAAGUAGCAGACGUCCUUGUGACUUGUUUACGAAAGUUGUGGCAAGAUGGAAAGCGCUUGGAGCUCUUAAUAGGUUUCAAACUGAAUAGUUUAGCCUCAAGUGACACUCCCCACCUCUUUUAAUUUCAUUAGGGCUGAUUCCACAAGGGUCACAUGCAAGGAGAUGAUCACAUCAGCUGUGCCUGUGAUCAAGACCUCAGACCUCAGAGAGGAAGACGCCCAAAAACACAAGCUAUGGUGAAAGCAGUUGUGUGGAAAAAGUGAGACAUUUAGUUGUUGAGAUUUGAGAGGUUAUUUAGACUCUUUGCACAGGACACAAUGACUGAAAAGAUAUUUCUAGGGAUUUUGGCAGUGUGUCCACCAAAACGUUUUUUUUUUUUUUUUGUUCCUAAAGCCAGCGUAUAUUUUUAAUUGUUUGCAAUGGGAGCACCACAUACUAGUGUGACGUGGUCGCAAGUGUUUGUUCCAUGCUGAGCGUUUCACUGCUGUUUUUUUUCUGGUCGUUGAGCGUUGAACAGUGUUCAUCUUUGGGUAAAAUGUCGCACUCGUCACUGCCACUUUUCACCUAACCGUCAAUUUGCAUUGGAGGAGGGGUGGGACAAAUACCACACUGACCAACCAUCACAUUCUACUUGUACAAUGAUUGAAUAACCAUCGCCUGACACCUUCGGAUUGCAACAUUAAUGUGAAAAAAAAUAAUGCUUGAAGGAACAUUUAGUUCAUCAUGGGUCUACCAGGGAAACAGCUAAACGCUGUGCCUCCAAAGCGGCUGGCAUAUUUGUUGGCUAAAAACUCUUUGGUGGACACACAACCUAAAGGUUUGUGCUGCUGAAAUUCUACUUCUUUCUCUAGCAUGAGUGGAAUAGUUGGUCUGCUCCCACCUACUGAAAAAAGGCCAAAUUAAACGCACUUUUCUAUCAGACUGCAGUAGAUUGAAUAUCUUUUCACAGUGUUCCAUUUUGUACCUUGUAAAUGAUCUGAGUGUAGCUGGACAUUAUGUAAGGUCUAAUCAUUUUCUUACUCUCUAGAGGUAAGAUGCCA
Messenger RNA from Sinocyclocheilus rhinocerous, 3112 nucleotides. Its product is annotated as probable voltage-dependent N-type calcium channel subunit alpha-1B. Gene Ontology annotation, biological process: calcium ion import across plasma membrane; chemical synaptic transmission. Gene Ontology annotation, molecular function: high voltage-gated calcium channel activity. The transcript is spliced from 10 exons. The coding region runs from base 79 to 1908 and encodes 609 amino acids. The record is from RefSeq and is a predicted model, not a curated record. Lineage: Eukaryota; Metazoa; Chordata; Actinopteri; Cypriniformes; Cyprinidae. Gene Ontology annotation, cellular component: neuronal cell body; voltage-gated calcium channel complex.